AUGAAUUGUUUAGUCGCUCAGUCCUGUCCGGCUCUUUGCGACCCCAUGGACUGCAGCACGCCAGGUCUCCCUGUCCUUCAGUAUCUCCCAGAGUUUGCUCAGACUCACUUCCAUCGAGUUGAUGAUGCCAUCCAGCCAUCUUAUCCUCUGUCACUUUGCUCCCUUCUCCUCUUGCCCUCAACCUUUCCCUGCAACAGGGUCUUUUCCAAUGAGUCAGCUCAUUAUAAUGGAAAAGAAUAUGAGAAAGAAUGUGGAUAUAUGUUAAAAAAAAAAAGUUGGAUACAUUUAGAGGGAGAAUUGCCUUUCAAAGGGGUGAGUAUGUUGCCAGAAAAAGUUCUAAGUCCGGUGAACCCUUGGCUGGUUAGUCUCUCAGACUUUAUUGUUUUGAUUUGGACUGAAAUCCGGUGA
This is a messenger RNA of Rangifer tarandus platyrhynchus (Svalbard reindeer), 408 nucleotides long. NCBI's taxonomy places the organism in Eukaryota, Metazoa, Chordata, Mammalia, Artiodactyla, Cervidae. The record is from the annotation of a GenBank genome assembly.